GAGGAAAUGGUAUGAAGAUAAGAGAAGGCAAACGAAACCGACAACCGACAGGAGAAGAGAAUGGAUGUCAAUUAUACCGGACAGGGACUGGACAGGGUUAGAUGGGCCACACGGGUUGGUAUGCUCGAAACGGAGUGGAGCUGGUGACCCUCCGUUGAGGUUUGUUUGAACGAAGCCACCGAAUGCCAUCCGAUCACACAACUUCCGGAGUGAACGGACCAGGAGCUCCACUAGGGGAGGAGGGGGGAGGGGAGCAAGUCAGAAGAGGGCAUUGGGGAUUGCAGGAAAAGCAAUGCUGCAUGACACGUGCGCCACCAGGGGAAGACCUAGGACGAAGUGAGUUUAGAGACCGAAGUUGUCUUCUUUUUUUUGCUUUUCUUUUUUUUGUUCCUCCUCUGUAUCCUGCUUGGUUGGCGCUAGUGAUCUGUACCUCGGCCUUAGUGGCAGUCACUGUACCUUAGCCAGGUACUACUGCUGAGGAACUUGAACCUG
Aspergillus fijiensis CBS 313.89 is the source of this 492-nucleotide messenger RNA. RefSeq lists its product as uncharacterized. Bases 183 to 461 code for a protein of 92 amino acids. The record is from RefSeq and is a predicted model, not a curated record. The transcript has a single exon. Lineage: Eukaryota; Fungi; Ascomycota; Eurotiomycetes; Eurotiales; Aspergillaceae.